AUGCUCAGAUCAAGAAUUGGCUUGGCAAGUUCAAGAUGGUCGUUUGCCACGAGACUGGUCUCAUCCCAGGCUCCCAAAGUGGCCAACGUCUCAUCCCAGCAGUAUGCUAGCAUCUACAAGCGUUCCCAAGGUUCGUAUGAACCUUUGGAUACUUUCCAAAGACGCCAUUUGGGACCCAGCCCACAAAACUUGCAGGACAUGCUCAAAACCAUGGGCUAUAACGAUCUCGACACUUUUGUGUCGCAGCUGAUCCCGCCAAAAGUGCUGGAAAAACGGGCUCUGCAACUGGAGGCCCCAGCUAGCGGAUUCACAGAACAGCAGAUGCUCCAACAUCUGCAAAAAAUCGCAGACAAAAACCAACACCAUAUUAGAAACCUCAUAGGGAAGGGAUACUACGGCACAGUACUGCCGCCUGUGAUUCAGCGUAACCUGCUAGAGUGUCCAGAAUGGUACACUUCGUACACGCCUUACCAGCCAGAAAUUUCCCAAGGUCGUCUGGAAUCGUUACUUAACUUUCAAACUGCCGUUUCAGACCUCACCGGGCUGCCCGUAGCCAACGCCUCGUUGUUGGACGAAGGUACCGCCGCAGGUGAGUCCAUGUUGCUAGCAUUCACCGUCGCAAAACGUAAAAGGUCUAUUUUCAUCGUGGAUUCACGUGUGCAUCCACAAACCAAAGCCGUCUUGCAGUCUCGUGCUACGCCCUUUGGAAUUCAGCUGGUCGAAAUCGACGUCACUGACGUUGCGGGCUCCAAGACCGCUUUGAACGAUAAAAACGUUUUUGGAGGUCUCGUUCAGUACCCCGCUACCGACGGAUCCAUCAUACCUGGCCCCGUCUUGAAAUCUUUCGCGGACGUGCUACACGCCAACAAAUCUCUGCUGGUGGUCGCAUCUGACCUUAUGGCUCUAACGCUUCUGAAGCCACCUUCCGAAUUUGGCGCUGACGUGGUGUUCGGAUCCUCUCAGAGAUUUGGUGUUCCGCUAGGGUUCGGUGGACCGCACGCUGCUUUCCUUGCAGUUCCAGAGAAACUCAACCGUAAAAUUCCGGGCCGUAUUGUUGGUGUAUCAAAAGACCGUUUGGGCAAACCUGCCCUUCGGUUGGCCCUUCAGACCAGAGAACAACACAUCAAGCGUGACAAGGCCACUUCCAAUAUCUGUACUGCUCAGGCCCUCUUGGCCAACAUCGCAGCUAACUACUGCGUUUACCACGGUCCCGAAGGUCUCAAGGACAUUGCCCGUAGAAUUUAUGGGUUCACUACCGUUUUGGCAGACAAAAUCUCAGCGGAGUCCUCCCACACUUUGAUGAACGAUUCUUGGUUCGAUACCUUGACCGUGAAACUGGGUCAAGGGACAACGUCACAACAAUUUUUGCAAGAGGCCCUCGACAAACACGCCAUCAACCUAUUUGCUGUCAACGACACCACAGUUUCACUUUCUCUGGAUGAAUUGGUGAGCAAGCAAGAUUUGCUGAACCUGUGUGAAUUGUUUGGUGUUUCUGAUAAUCUUCCCGACUCUUUACCAGAAUUUCCAGGCGAACUUUUGCGUACCGACUCCAUCUUGUCUAACGAGGUUUUCAACCAGCAUCAUAGCGAAACCGCUAUGCUCAGAUACUUGCACCGCCUGCAGAGCCGCGAUUUGUCGCUCGCCAACUCAAUGAUCCCAUUAGGUUCGUGCACAAUGAAACUGAACUCGACAGUCGAAAUGAUGCCCGUGACGUGGCCCCAAUUCGCCAACAUGCAUCCUUUCCAGCCUACUGAGCAGGCUGAAGGCUACCGUGAGUUAAUCACAUCAUUGGAGUCUGAUUUGGCUGAUAUUACGGGUUUCGACGCGGUUUCCUUGCAACCUAACUCAGGUGCUCAAGGUGAAUACACGGGUCUUAGAGUUAUUAAGGCCUUUUUGGCGUCUAAGGGUCAAUCGCAUCGUAACAUCUGUUUGAUACCAGUGUCAGCUCACGGUACCAACCCUGCGUCUGCAGUGAUGUGCGGAAUGAGAGUGGUACCUGUCAAUUGUUUGCCGGAUGGAUCACUAGAUUUGCAAGACUUAGAGGCGAAGGCAACCAAGCAUGCUGAUGACCUCGCAGCUAUUAUGAUCACAUACCCUUCAACUUAUGGGUUGUUUGGUCCGGGCAUCAGAGAUGCUAUUGAACUAGUUCACAGUAAUGGCGGACAAGUUUAUCUGGACGGUGCCAACAUGAACGCUCAGGUGGGUUUGACGUCACCUGGUGAUCUGGGCGCCGACGUGUGUCAUUUGAAUUUGCACAAGACAUUUGCGAUUCCUCACGGUGGUGGUGGUCCUGGUGUGGGUCCAAUUUGCGUGAAAUCGCAUUUGGCACCAUAUCUGCCAGGCCAUAAUCUUAUGGAAAUGAUGACCGGUGCUUCCAAGGAACACCGCAUCAGCUCUGUUUCCAGUGCACCAUAUGGGAGCGCAUCAAUUUUGCCUAUUUCGUAUGCCUACAUCAAGAUGAUGGGGUCGCAAGGUCUGCCCUUUGCGUCCGUUGUUGCCAUGGUCAACGCCAACUACAUGAUGACCCGACUCAGCGCCCAUUACGACAUCAUGUUCGUGAACAACAAGUCUAAGACGAAGCACUGUGGCCACGAAUUCAUCAUUGAUCUUAGAAAUUAUAAGGCUCAGGGCGUUGAGGCCAUCGACGUGGCCAAACGUCUGCAAGACUACGGCUUCCACGCCCCCACCUUGGCGUUCCCGGUACCGGGAACGCUAAUGGUGGAGCCCACGGAGUCCGAGAACCUCGAGGAACUCGACCGGUUUGUGGAUGCCAUGAUCUCCAUCAAGCAUGAGAUCGAUCUCCACGUGACUGGCGAUCCACAAGGAAAUGUAUUGAAAAACGCUCCACAUUCCUUGGAGGACAUCAUUUCGAGUACCGACUGGGACACUCGAGGCUACAGUCGCGAGCUGGCCGCAUACCCCUUGCCUUACUUAAGAUACAACAAGUUCUGGCCUCCGGUGGCUCGUUUAGACGACACGUAUGGAGACUUGAACCUGAUGUGCACAUGCCCGUCCGUGGAAGAGACUGUUGCAAAGCAGGACUGA
Molecule: messenger RNA, 3045 nt
Organism: Lachancea lanzarotensis
Lineage: Eukaryota; Fungi; Ascomycota; Saccharomycetes; Saccharomycetales; Saccharomycetaceae
Gene: GCV2
Product: LALA0S05e07360g1_1
Exons: 1
Coding region: 1-3045 (1014 amino acids)
Biological process (GO): glycine decarboxylation via glycine cleavage system
Cellular component (GO): mitochondrion; glycine cleavage complex
Molecular function (GO): pyridoxal phosphate binding; glycine binding; glycine dehydrogenase (decarboxylating) activity
Source: RefSeq, a predicted model, not a curated record